Molecule: messenger RNA, 1944 nt
Organism: Chironomus riparius
Lineage: Eukaryota; Metazoa; Arthropoda; Insecta; Diptera; Chironomidae
Source: the annotation of a GenBank genome assembly
AUGCAGCAAAGAUUAAAAGAUUGCCGUGGCUGUAUCUUUGCUAAUAUCUUUACUUCAGUAAAUAAUAAUGAAAGUGCCUUAAUUUUGAGGUUACUAACCUUCUCCAUCCUACUCAUCAAUUCAACAUCUCCCACCACAAUUCAAUGCAACUACAAUAUGAAAGGAACCUACUAUGUCUUACCAGAGUCCUACCGCUGCGAAGUACAGAAUGACCUAAACAUAACUUCACCAGAGUCUACAGAAGUCAGCAUGGCUUAUGGGAUUCAUGAAAUGGAAAAGACUAAUGACUUUGUGACUGCAUUCUUUGCAUGGUCAAAAAUUAUUGAAUAUUUCCCAACCAACCUUGAUAAAACCUUCAAGAACCUUAAAGCAAUUAGUAUUUGGGAGGGAAAUUUGAAAGAAAUACACAAAUCAGAUUUAAAGCCAUUUCCAAAGUUGAAGGAACUAAAUUUAUACAAAAAUGACGUUGAGAUCCUUGAAGAAGGUCUGUUUGACAGCAAUCCACACUUAGAGCUCAUUUCAUUUUACAUGAACAAGAUUUUCCACGUCGAUUCAAACGUUUUUAAGAAUUUGGACAAAGUCACGCAUUUGUGGCUUAGCAAGAACCCGUGCAUCGAUAUGUUCUCAUCUGGAAAUGUUGAUAAAGUCAAGAAGAUCAUUAGAUAUACGAAGAGCAAGUGUGUCAGCUCCGAUUACACAGCAAUUGUCAAUAAUAUUGAAAAACUCUCAAAAGAGUCAAAAAGCUUAAACUCGUACACUUUUGGGGCUUGGACUGAAAACUUUCAAAGUAUGCAGGAUGUUUUUGAAGAUUCAAAAUUUACAAAUUUUCCAAGUUUGAGGGAAAAAAUUCAGGCUUUAAAAGACAUAGAUGUUCAGAACUUUACAUCAAUCGAUGUUAGAUCUUCAAAACUAUUAGAAGCUCCAAGAAGUGACUCUGAAAAUUGCAUGGUCAUGGAAUGGACAGAUGUUGAUGAAAACUUAAUGGAACUGUUGACUGAGGCUUUAAAUACAACAGAACAUAGCCUCAAAAAUGCUCAAAUUAGUAAUCUGAUUAGCAUAAGAAAGGAAGUUGAUAGUAAAUUGGAUGCGAUGCAUGGAAAGAUUGUCAAAACAAUUGAUGUUAAGAUUAAGGAGAUGGAAGGAAGAUUAACGGUCUGCAUCUUAGCAAUAUUGGAAUAUUCAGCACCUGUACACCUUGAAUGUGACUUCAACGAUGCCCAUAACUACAUCAUCAUUGGUAAAGUCUAUCGAUGUGAAAUUACAAAGAAUCUCAACAUAACAACAAUCAAAUUUUCUGAAAUUGAGGAUGUGUCAGGCACUCACAUGAUAAAUAGAACUAAUGAUGACGUUAAUGUCUUUCACGCUGCUGAGAAAAACAUUCAAUAUUUUCCAAGAGGACUGGAAAAAUUCUUUAAAAAUCUUAAAAUCAUUUAUUUGCCUUAUAAUAGAAUUAAGGAGAUCAAUCAAGGACAUAUUAGUGCAUUUCCUAACCUUAAAUAUUUAGAAAUGUCACAUUCUAAUGUUGAGGUGCUCGAAGAUGGACUUUUUGAUAAUAAUUUGGGAUUAAAAAUAGUUUGGUUUAAUCGCAACAAUAUUUUUCAUGUUGGUAGAAACGUUUUUAAUAAUAUUAGAAAUUUAACUCACAUUGGGUUCGGAUCUAAUCAAUGUAUUAAUGAUUACACUCACUACAGCCCAAUAAGGGUCUUCUCAAUAAUUGAAGCACUAAAAAGAAGAUGUUAUGAUGACAAGCUUGGUAAUUUUUCACAAAAUCUAGCAAAUUUUGAAAUCGAAUCAAAAAAUUUAAAUGAUGAAAAUUUCCAAAUUUGGAGCGGAAAACUUGAUGACUUGCAAAAUGAGUUUAGUGCAUCUAGAAUUUCAUAUUUGAGUAGCAUUAAGACAAGAUUGCAAGUACUGCAGAAUUUAGAAAAAUUACAAAUUUUUUGA